This is a messenger RNA of Cooperia oncophora, 417 nucleotides long. Lineage: Eukaryota; Metazoa; Nematoda; Chromadorea; Rhabditida; Trichostrongylidae. The record is from the annotation of a GenBank genome assembly.
AUGGCUAUUCUAUUUUGUAUUAAUCUUCUUAACUAUAUGGAUAGGUAUACAAUUGCGGGUGUGUUAACAAAUAUUCAAGGUUAUUAUAAGAUUAAUGACGCCCAAGGCGGAUUGUUACAAACUAUAUUUAUGGUAUUUUUUAUGGUAUGUUCGCCAGUUUGUGGCUUUAUGGGUGAUAGGUACAUCAGAAAGUGGAUUAUGACUGUCGGAAUUGCCGUGUGGGUUCUGGCCGUGAUCGCCUCCACCUUUGUCCCCGAAAAUAUGUUCUGGAUGUUUUUGUUGUUCCGAGGGAUAGUCGGUGUCGGAGAAGCCUCAUAUGCAGUCAUUUCACCGUCUAUAAUCGCCGAUAUGUUCACUGGUGAAAACAGAAGUCGAAUGCUGAUGUUCUUUUAUUUCGCGAUCCCUUGUGGAAGGUAA